Geodia barretti is the source of this 1620-nucleotide messenger RNA. The record is from the annotation of a GenBank genome assembly. Lineage: Eukaryota; Metazoa; Porifera; Demospongiae; Tetractinellida; Geodiidae.
AUGUACCAGGGGCGUCGCUGGAGCUUCUCCGAGUUUCGCGCCGAGGUCGACCGCGUGGCCCGCGCGCUCAUCAACCUCGGGGUGCAACCGGGCGACAAGGUGUCCUUGUGGAUGCCCAACCGCGCGGAAUGGCUGUUCCUGUUUGGCGCUGUCGCCAAGAUCGGCGCCGUCCUCGUUCCCAUCAACACCCGGUUCCGUACCACCGACAUGGAGUACCUGGUCAAGCAUUCGGAUUCCACCACCCUGAUCCUCAUGGACCGCUCCGGUCCGGUCAGCUUCCUCGACAUGCUGCGCGAGGUCGCUCCCGAGGUUGACACCGGCAACGCUGCGGAACUCCACCCACCCGCCUUCCCCGCGCUGCGCAACGUCGUCGUCCUCGGCGCAGACCGCCCGGCCGGCUCCAUCGCCUGGGAUGCCAUGCUGGCCGGCGCCGACGAGGUGAAGGCCGAAGAACUGGCCCAACGCGAAGCCGCCGUCAGUCCCGACGACACCUUCCUGCUCAUGUACACCUCGGGCACCACCGGCUUCCCCAAGGGCGUGAUGCACUGCCACAACCCCAUCCGCACCAUCACGGACGCCGCGAACCGCAUGGCCGUGUCCCCCCGCGACGUUAUCCUGAUGUAUCUACCCCUGUUCCACUGCUUCGGGCUCUACGAGGGCCCGCUGAUGUCGUGGGUAACCGGCGCCCGCAUCGUGCUGACCACCAUGUUUGAUGCCGGAGAAGUCCUGUCCCUGCUGGAAUCGGAGCGGGCGACGGUGAUGAACGGCUUCGACACCCACUUCUUCGACCUCACCCACCAUCCCGAUGUGGACCACAUCGACCGGAGCAGCCUCCGCACCAUCUUGCUGGCCGUGGGCAUGGCCUCCAGCGAACCCACCGCGCGCCUGACCCAGGAGAAACUGUGCCCCUCCCUGUCGGCGUGGGGCAUGACCGAGGUCGGCGUCGGGGCCACCCGUUCCUUCCUCGACGCCCCCGAGGACGACCGUUGCGUCGAAAGCGGCCACGCCCUGCCCGGCUACGAGUUCAAGGUAAUCGACCCCGAGACCGGCGCAAUGCAGCCGGCAUCGACCAUCGGCGAGCUCUGCGUCCGCGGCUACGCCCUCAUGCAGGGCUACUACAAGCGACCCGGAGGCCACGGCGGAAGCCAUCGACGGCGACGGCUGGUUCCACACCGGCGACGUCGCCACCAUGCGCGACGACGGCAGCAUCCGUUUCAUGGGCCGCUACAAGGACGUACUCAAGGUCGGCGGCGAAAACGUCGACCCCACCGAGGUCGAGGCGUUCCUCCUCGAGCACCCCGCGGUCAACAAGGUCCAGGUGAUCGGCGUCCCGGACCCGCGCCUCACCGAGGUCGCCUGCGCCUGUGUGGUCGUCGAGCCGGGCCAGGCCAUCACCGACGCCGACCUUGGCGAUUUCUGCCGCGGGAAAAUGGCCAGCUUCAAAAUACCCCGCCAUCUGGUCCUGAUGGACGACUACCCCAUGACCUCCAGCGGCAAGGUCCAAAAAUACCUGCUCCGCCAGAUGGCCGCCGAAACCCUGGGCCUUGGCGUCUAGCCACACCCUUCAACCCGCAGGGUCAUUCGGUUUUCCAGAAUGUCAUUGUGCCUCGAUUUCCCUGA